Capsicum annuum is the source of this 330-nucleotide messenger RNA. Its product is annotated as ribosome assembly factor mrt4-like. The transcript has 3 exons. Bases 1 to 330 code for a protein of 109 amino acids. Gene Ontology annotation, molecular function: RNA binding. Lineage: Eukaryota; Viridiplantae; Streptophyta; Magnoliopsida; Solanales; Solanaceae. Gene Ontology annotation, cellular component: preribosome, large subunit precursor; nucleolus. The record is from RefSeq and is a predicted model, not a curated record. Gene Ontology annotation, biological process: rRNA processing; ribosomal large subunit biogenesis; nuclear-transcribed mRNA catabolic process.
AUGAGAAAUCUCAAGUUUAAGGAGUUCAGAGAUCAGCUCAAGUCUUCUAGCAGAUUUUUCCUUGGUUCCAACAAAGUCAUGCAGGUAGAACUAGGCCGUUUAGUCGCCGAUGAGAUUCAUCCCGGCCUCCAUAAGAUUUCAAAGUUUCUUCCUUCUUUACCAACCAGUCCUUGCUGCAUGCUCGAGAAAGUGGAGAGUAAGAAGGGGGUGUAUGUUAAGUUUAUUGAGAGUAAGGAUGAGGAGGAGAAGCGGGUGAAUAGGGAGGUGUACAAAGUAGCGAGGAAGGAGGUCAAGUUAGCUGUUACGGCGGCUAAGACAACAGCGUUUUGA